Molecule: messenger RNA, 1142 nt
Organism: Glossina fuscipes
Lineage: Eukaryota; Metazoa; Arthropoda; Insecta; Diptera; Glossinidae
Exons: 4
Coding region: 1-993 (330 amino acids)
Source: RefSeq, a predicted model, not a curated record
AUGCAGGACAAGUAUCAGGCGGAUGCAGAAUUAAAUUUAUUCCUAUUUAUUCUCUGUUGUGCCAUAUUCCUACAAACAACGGAAGCCAUACCGGUAGCAGUGCCAGUACCGAUACCAAUACCUGUUGCUGUACUUCAUGGUACUUCGAAUUCUGGUCACCAUAUUAUAUUACAAACGCCUGUUUAUUGGCCCCGUUAUUAUCAGACGACAUUACAAGUUACCCAGCCGCAACAACAACAACAACAACAACAACAACAUCAACAGUUACAACAGCAACAACAAAAACAACAACAACAACAGCCUUUAACGCAGCAUCAUAUUAUCUUUCAUCAUCAUUUGCAAUAUCAUCAUUUGCAUCAACGCGCCGUUAAUAAUCCGGACAAAAUGAAUUAUUGCACCGAUGAAAUGAUUUUUAAGAAUAUACGUAAACAAAUGGGUUCAUCUCUGCAAUACAUUAGAAAUCUAUUCGAUGAAUAUUUAAGAUCACGUGAAGGCAAAACUUAUGAAGAAAUGUUGGAAUUGUGGAGAUUACAUGAUCUGGAAAUUCGUUAUCCACAACGAAAAGUUAUUAAAACGGACAAUGAGCUCCAUACCGAAGUACUUAAGUUUUAUUUAAAUCUGCAUACGUUCGAGCAGCUAAUAGCCGAUGUUAUCGCCGAUGUUAAUGUAAAUAAAACGAAUAUUGAACAUGGUGAAGAGUAUUCGGCUAAAAAAAUUAUACAAUUCUUUGAUAAACUUAAAAAAGAAGUCCGUUUUAAUAUUCAGGAAGCGGAAACUGUAUUACAAGAUCUCACCAUUGAAAAGCCUAACUUGGAGGAGAAUAUCGUCGAUUACAAUAAAACGGUUAAUAGAAAUACGCGGGAUUUCUUAAUAGUUCACAAAUUGAUUGAAGAAAUUAAACAUGUUUAUGAAUUGGUUGAACUAUACUGUAACAAUAAUAAUAAUAAUAACAACAACAACAAUAACAGUCAUAACAGCAACACUGAUGAAUAGAUGGCUAAGGGCAAAUAAAAAAGAAGCCUAAGAAACAUUAUUUUAAAUUAUAUUAGAUAAGUAUUAGAAAACCAAUCCAAUCCAUCCCAAAAUAUUGAAAAAAAAAAAGCUAAAUAAAUAAAUCUAUAAUAAACCUAUGUAUAUAUAUA